Molecule: messenger RNA, 1449 nt
Organism: Numida meleagris (helmeted guineafowl)
Lineage: Eukaryota; Metazoa; Chordata; Aves; Galliformes; Numididae
Gene: MYO1A
Product: myosin IA
Exons: 10
Biological process (GO): actin filament organization; vesicle transport along actin filament; sensory perception of sound
Cellular component (GO): brush border; microvillus; vesicle
Molecular function (GO): ATP binding; microfilament motor activity; actin filament binding
Source: RefSeq, a predicted model, not a curated record
UGCUCCGGCACAGCUCUGCCAUUCGGGUCCCUUAUCUCCCAGGACAACGGCUUCGAGCAGUUCAUCAUCAACUACUGCAACGAGAAGCUGCAGCAGAUCUUCAUCCUGAUGACGCUGAAGGAGGAGCAGGAGGAAUACGUCCGAGAGGGCAUCCAAUGGACCCCGGUGGAGUUUUUUGACAACAGCAUCAUCUGCGACCUCAUCGAGAACAGCAAGGUCGGGAUCCUGGCCAUGCUGGACGAGGAGUGCCUGCGGCCCGGCACCGUGAACGAGGACACCUUCAUCACCAAGCUGAACCAGAUCUUCGCCUCCCACAAACGCUACGAGAGCAAAGAGACGCUGAACGCCAAGCACGUCACCGACGUCAGCCUGCCGCUGCGCUGCUUCCGCAUCCACCACUACGCCGGGAAGGUGACCUACAACGUGACGGGUUUCAUCGAGAAGAACAACGACCUGCUGUUCCGCGACCUGUCGCAGGCCAUGUGGGCCUCCCGGCACGCGCUGCUGCGCUCCCUCUUCCCCGAGGGCGACCCCCAGAGACCCUCCCUCAAACUGCCCCCCACCACCGGCACCCAGUUCAAAGCAUCCGUGGCGACGCUGAUGAAAAACCUCUACUCCAAGAACCCCAACUACAUCAGGUGCAUCAAGCCCAACGACACCAAGAGGGCGAUGCUCUUCACGCCGGAGCUGGUGCUGGCGCAGGUGCGCUACCUGGGGCUGAUGGAGAACGUGCGGGUGAGGCGAGCGGGCUACGCCUUCCGCCAGCUGUACCAGCCCUUCCUGGAGCGCUACAAGAUGCUGAGCAGAAAGACCUGGCCCCACUGGGCGGGUAGCAGCAGGGAGGGCAGCGAGGUGCUGCUGGCGGAGCUGAAGAUGCCCCCCGAGGAGCUGGCGUACGGCCACACCAAAAUCUUCAUCCGCUCACCGCGCACCCUCUUCGACCUGGAGAAGCGGCGCCAGCAGCGCGUGGCCGAGUUGGCCACCCUCAUCCAGAAGCUGUUCCGCGGCUGGCGCUGCCGGAUGUGGUACCAGCAGAUGCGCAGGAGCCAGAUCCUCAUCUCCGCAUGGUUCCGCGGCCACGCGCAAAGGAUCAGGUACAAGCAGACGAAGCGCUCGGUGCUGCUGCUGCAGGCGUACGCGCGGGGCUGGAAGUCCCGUCGGCUCCUUCGGGAGCUGAAGGUUCAGCGUCGCCGUCACUUGGCCGCCAGCACCAUUUCCGCGUACUGGAAAGGGUACCAGGUAACGGGGCGAACCCCACUGCGGGGCCGCGCGCCCCUGAGCUGCUCUGUCCUGCUGUCCUGCUGCGUCCGGGGCUGUCUGUCUGUCCGCCCUGGCUCUGCCCACCCUGUCGGGGCAGGGCUGUAUAGGGAAGGGGAGGGGAGCCCCUUGCCCUGCCACUCGCUGGAUGCCGGGCAGCACCUGCCGCCCCCGCAGCUGAUGAAGGCGUGA